CCCCUUUUUGUCGUUUAGAAAGUUGAGCGUGGGAGCGAUAGACGCUCCAUUCUUACUCAUUAGUCUGUUUGAAUGAAGGUCCUGUCGACACUCGAUCGAACCAUUCAUGCCUCUUCGCAUCAGCAUUCGUGUCUGCAUCCAUCCUUCGUGCUCACACUCUCUAGUGCAUUGAAUCUUUCCCGCCGUGUCACGCCUGUCCCUGCCCAAAUAAGGCUCUCACAUUCUCUGUUCACCUACUGCUUUAAAUCGUCCCCCACUUCUCGUUUCUCUUCUUUACAUCACUCUUAUCCUUCCUCUUCUUCUUCACAUACUCUCAGUCUCUUCUCUCGACCCAUCUUUUCCACCUUACCGCGUUCAGGACCCCUCGGUUACAAGACCCUCCUCACGCUUCGCUCCUUACCCCGGCAUUCUAAUUUUCAUCCUUAUUCUUUGCACACCUCCACCCUUGCUUUAAACACUCGCAGUUCGUUCAAUAUGGCCAAGAUUAUUGACGGAAAGGCCAUUGCCCAAAAACUACGCAACGACAUCAAGUCUCAAAUUGAGGAAGUGCGCAAGACAGCUCCAAGUUUCAGUCCAAAGCUUUCUAUCAUUCAAGUUGGAGAACGCGAGGAUUCGAGCGUCUAUGUCAAUAUGAAGAAGAAGGCGGCCAAGGAGGCUGGCAUGGAUUUUGAGCUUUUCCACUUACCUGCAACCAUCACUCAGUACGAGUUGUUGUCUAGAGUUCAAGCCUUGAAUAAUGACCCUAAAGUACAUGGAAUUCUCGUUCAGCUCCCUCUUCCUGAUCACUUGGAUGACAGAAUCGUCACAGAGGCAAUUGAUCCUAAGAAGGAUGUUGACGGUUUCCAUGCAAUCAACAUCGGCCACCUUUCUAAGCGCGCCUCAGAGCCUGCAUUUGUUCCAUGUACUCCCAAGGGCGUCAUUGAACUCAUCAAGUCAACUGAUGUGGUCAUGGCUGGCAAGAAAGCUGUUGUCGUUGGUCGCAGUGAUAUUGUUGGAACUCCUGUGUUUAGCCUGUUGACCAAGAAUAACUGCACAGUCACAUUGUGCCACUCUAAGACCAUGAAUCUACCCGAGAUUGUUAAGACUGCCGAUAUUCUUGUUGUUGCCAUCGGAAGUGCUGGAUUCAUUAAGGGCGAGUGGAUCAAGGAAGGAGCCGUGGUUAUUGAUGUCGGAACUAAUGCUGUUGAAGACUCUACAAAGAAGGCUGGAAUCCGUUGGGUUGGAGAUGUGGAAUAUGCUACUGCAUCGCAGCGCGCCGGUCAUAUUACCCCUGUCCCUGGUGGUGUUGGUCCCAUGACUGUGGCCAUGUUGAUGCAGAAUACCUAUCUUUCAGCUGUCCGUUUCCUGAAUGAAGGUCGUCACCGCACCAUUAACCCUCUACCAUUGCAGCUCUUGGACCCCGUCCCUAACGACAUCGACAUUGCCUUGGCUCAGAAGCCUAAACCUAUCAAAUUCAUUGCCGAUGAACUGGGGAUUUUGCCUUGCGAGCUUGAGCUCUAUGGAGAGUACAAGGCCAAGGUCAGCUUGGAUAUUUUGGAGCGUCUAUCACACCGUAAGAAUGGUCGCUAUGUUGUCGUCACAGGAAUUACACCUACUCCCUUGGGUGAGGGCAAGUCAACGACUACUGUUGGUUUGGUUCAGGCAUUAGGUGCUCAUUUGGACAAGAUUGCUUUUGGAUGUGUCCGUCAGCCGUCGCAGGGCCCUACAUUUGGAAUCAAGGGUGGAGCUGCAGGAGGCGGAUACUCCCAAGUGAUUCCUAUGGAUGAGUUCAACUUACAUUUGACAGGAGAUAUUCAUGCGGUGACCGCUGCCAAUAAUUUGCUUGCUGCAGCCAUCGACGCGCGCAUAUUCCAUGAGAAGACCCAGUCAGAUAAAGCGCUUUUCAGUCGCCUUUGCCCCACUAAGAAGGGCAAGAAAGUUUUUGCGGCCGUGAUGCUGGGUCGCCUCCAGCGUUUGGGCAUCAAUAAAACAGAUCCUGCAGAAUUGACACCUGAAGAAGUAUCUCGUUUCGUUCGUCUAGAUAUUGAUCCUGAAACGAUUACUUGGCAACGUGUCAUGGAUACCAAUGAUCGCUUCUUGCGUAGAAUUGAGAUUGGACGUAAUGACACCGAGGCUGGUCAUGAACGUAUGACUGGAUUCGAUAUUGCAGUCGCUUCUGAAGUUAUGGCAGUUCUUGCCCUCAGCACUGACCUUAAGGAUAUGCGUGAACGUCUUGGAAAGAUGGUGGUUGCUAGCAGCAAAGCUGGUGAGCCAGUCACUGCUGAUGAUAUUGGCAUUGGUGGCGCUUUGACUGUGCUAAUGAAGGACGCCAUUAAGCCCAAUGUGAUGCAGACAUUGGAGGGAACACCGAUGUUUGUCCAUGCUGGACCCUUCGCCAACAUUGCACAUGGCAAUUCCUCCAUCAUCGCUGACCGCAUUGCACUCAAACUGGCUGGUAUCGAGCCUGGCGAGAAUGAGGAGAUGAUGGGCUAUGUUGUCACAGAGGCUGGAUUUGGUGCUGAUAUUGGCAUGGAGAAAUUCUUUGAUAUCAAGUGCCGCACUAGCGGAUUGGUUCCCGAUUGUGCUGUCCUUGUCGCAACAGUCAAGGCGCUCAAGAUGCACGGAGGUGGACCCGAGGUCACACCUGGCAAGCCCCUACCUGAGGUUUACAACAGUGAGAACUUGGAACUGUUGGAAUCAGGAUGUGAUAAUUUGAAGAAGCAUAUUGAGAACGCCAAGAAAUUUGGAGUACCAGUAGUGGUAGCCAUCAACAAGUUCACAUCCGACACAGAUGCAGAGAUGGCGUUGAUCCGUAAGAUUGCUUUGGAGGCAGGAGCAGAUAAUGCUGUUGCGUGUGAGAACUGGGCAAAGGGCGGUUUGGGUGCCGUGGAACUGGGACAGGCGGUGAUCCAGGCAUGCAGUAAACCAAUUAAUUUCAAGUAUCUGUACUCACUGGAGUCGGAUAUCGCAUCCAAGAUCGAAACAAUCUCAAAGGAGAUGUAUGGAGCUGAUGGUAUUGAACUUUCAGACUUGGCCAAGGAGAAGAUUGCAACCUACACUCGUCAGGGCUUUGGUAAUUUACCCAUCUGUAUGGCCAAGACGCAUUUGUCGUUAUCACACGACCCCAAGUUGAAGAAUCGACCUGUAGGAUUUAAGAUACCUAUUCGCGAUAUCCGUGCAUCGGUUGGAGCAGGGUUCUUGUACCCACUUUGUGGAGCGAUGCAAACUAUGCCUGGUCUUCCUACUCGUCCAUGCUUCUACGAUGUUGAUAUUGAUUUUGAAACAGGCAACGUUGUGGGUCUGUUCUAAGAAAAAGUCCUAGAUGAGGGUUGAUUUGUACAAUUGUGCCUUCUAGUAAAAUAAACCUGCUUUCUUUCCUUCAUGGAGCGUUAAAAAAAAAGAGAGAGAGAAGUUUCUAUUUUUAUUUUGCUCCAUUUAAACAGAAGUGGGGAAGCAGAGCUAUGGUUGCAACAUGUGAUCAAGAAUGAUAGCGGUAAUCCUCUCAGCCACUCUUUUUCAGAAAAAUGACGCACAUCACAUUUUUAUAACUUUCUUUUGAUGAGUCCACUUGGGCUCAGUGAACAGCAAUAAACACAGGGC
Lobosporangium transversale is the source of this 3579-nucleotide messenger RNA. Its product is annotated as formate--tetrahydrofolate ligase-domain-containing protein. Bases 73 to 3288 code for a protein of 1071 amino acids. NCBI's taxonomy places the organism in Eukaryota, Fungi, Mortierellomycota, Mortierellomycetes, Mortierellales, Mortierellaceae. The transcript is spliced from 9 exons. Gene Ontology annotation, biological process: tetrahydrofolate interconversion. Gene Ontology annotation, molecular function: formate-tetrahydrofolate ligase activity; methylenetetrahydrofolate dehydrogenase (NADP+) activity; ATP binding. Gene Ontology annotation, cellular component: cytosol. The record is from RefSeq and is a predicted model, not a curated record.